Molecule: messenger RNA, 3797 nt
Organism: Rhopilema esculentum
Lineage: Eukaryota; Metazoa; Cnidaria; Scyphozoa; Rhizostomeae; Rhizostomatidae
Product: acid-sensing ion channel 3
Biological process (GO): sodium ion transmembrane transport
Cellular component (GO): plasma membrane
Molecular function (GO): ligand-gated sodium channel activity
Source: RefSeq, a predicted model, not a curated record
CCCUCAUUGCUAGUUUCCCAAGCCCCACCUUUUUGUUUGCAUAACAUGAUUUGACUCGAUGAAAGUCAAACACUGUUUACCUUUCCGUGCAGAAAAGAAUCAUUUUUUUCACUCUUUUAAACAUUUGCCUUUAAUGUUUGGUUUUUGCGUUUCAUUUCUGUUUCAUUUAAACAGGGAGAAAACACUUUGGGAUCAAUGAGUGUUUGCACUUUUGGAGCGAGCUCUGAAAUAGCCUGAAGCUUUAUGAUUGCAACAAAACUUUGAAUUAUUCUGGAUGAGUUCACCUUAGGAUGAAAAGCUCCAGUGAAAGAAUUAGGCAUAAAUUACUCCGGUUGAUAAAAUUCGAUAAACAAUUUGUUUCUCGCCUGAAAGUGAUUUUAAUCGAAAAAGACUCCGAUUUUAAUUAAAACGAUUUGCUUUUUGCUUGUUAUGAGACUACAACUCUCGAGCAACUGAUGUAGACAUCUCUUUUUGAUACUGCAAUCCCUGCCAAAAGUCUUUGGAACGCCCUGUUGCUUAAGUGUUGUUUAGAAAACAACAUCUGUCCCCUGUAUAAAAGACCGUCAGCGCACUCUCCCCCGAAAACAACGAUAGUUAGAAACAGCUAAUCAAUCUGCGCUCUUUUUCUUAUAUACUUGUUGUCGAUCAGCUUUUGGAUUGGGACCCAGUCUCAAUUCUUCAAUGUCUCAUACUCUGUAUGGCUGUUGGACGAUUAUGCCGUUCGUAUCAAGGCAUCUUAGUCAACUGUCAACAACCUAAUCUCCGUCUUCUCUUGUUUUCUAUUUUGUUUUCAAUAAUAGUGGUUGCUUUGACGGAGGACACCUGUAUGACAGAUCCCAAUACAAAAAGGUUUCUUUAAUCCACAUAAAUAAGAUAUGAAGGCUUUGAUGUUUUGAAAGAUGCAAUAAGUUUUUUCAGAAAGGGAAGAUGUUAUGUUGUUUCUUGUCAUUGAAAAUCGCCAGCUUCUUUUGCUGUUCCUUACGAUUACUCAAAGUUGAAGGUGUUAUUGUGUACACUUGGUAUAGUGCACCUCACAGCUUCGGCUAUAGUAGUCACAUCAUAGUUAAUAGAAUAUCAAAUAUUUCACGUUGGUGACGUAAUCGAGGUAUAUUUGGUACGAAAGCAUAGAUCAAAAAUGUUUGCAUAGGCAAGCUGGGCACGACAAAGCCAUUCAUGAGAAGCAUUGCACUUGUAGUUCGGAAGGCGCAUAACAACCAGGUAUAAAGGAUUUUGCCAAUUAGUGCUUAAAUGCGGUUCUUGAUCUAGCUUAUUCUUUUGUUCAUUUGUUUUGUGUCCUUUGUUCAACAGACCAAUAAGAGCUGUUUACGCAUUUGAAUAUAAAUAUUAACCAAGCUGAUUGUGUUGCUUGUAAAUAACUUUGAAACUUGUUUCAAGACUGUCUUUGCAGAUUUCCCAAAUACAGCCAGCUCAAAAAGCUUUUUAAUUUCGAAAGAAUCGUGUUGAUUUUUGUCUAAAGCUGCAAUAGAGGAAUGAAACAGCUCAACUAAAGAAAUUUGCAAAUGGAUUAACCGAGCCAGUUGAUCAAAGUUUUCGUUAUAAGACAUCUUUGCAGAUAACAAAUAUAGAUAAAUUGUGGGUACUGCCGCUGCAGUUAUCAAUGAAUCGAACGAAUGAGAACAAGCAUAUAACACGAUGAGUUCUGAUAAUACUAGGGUAGUGGCCAAUACCUGGAAUGGAUUCGCAAACUCAUCAACUGUCCAUGGAAUCAAGUUCACGUCACACGAUUUCAGCCGUACGCGCCGAAUUGCAUGGGGAAUUUUGCUCUUCACGGGGCUCAGUUUACUGCUUGGUUUCACAGUUUCUGCAGUGGUAGAGUAUUUCCAAUACAAAGUGAAUACGAUCGUCACCGUUGGUUCGGAGAGAGAGGCAGCCUUCCCAGCUGUUACUUUAUGCAAUCUAAAUGCACUACGUAAAAGCAAGUUUGAGGAAUCCAAAAACAACUCGAAAUAUUCGCAACUUUUCAUGCUUGCAAAAAUUUUGAGCAUGAUGGAUUUAACUGGCUCAAACGAAAAUGUAACCAUCCCAAGCUUCAGUGGCGAAAAUGUACGUGAAAUGUACCGAUACUUUGGGCAUAAUAUGAGCCCUUUCUCCAAAGGUGGUAUGCUGCUGAACUGCACUUACCGUAAUACCCCUUGCAAUGAGUCUUUUUUCAAGCCUGUCCUUACCAACCUGGGACAGUGCUAUUCUUUCAACCCAGGUGGAGACUUUGGGAAAGAGCGAUACGGUAAAGAAAUUCUAACAGCCACCCAACCUGGCAGCUCUUUCGGGCUUGGAAUGAGGUUAACAGUUCAAUCAGAUGAUUACGUUUUGAUGCCAACGCAAGAAUUCUCGGCUGGCUGGAAGAUCUUUGUCCAUGAUCAGAGGGAACUGCCGUUGGUUGCUGACUAUGGCUUUGCUUUGUCACCAGGCACACACACAUUCGUUGGUCUAGUCAAGAGAAAGGUUGUAAACUUGGAACCACCGUACACAACAGCUUGCCGUAAACAGCCGCUGGCGACAGGGCACCCCUACUCAUUGAAAGGCUGUAUUCGCGUUUGUGAAGAAAUGUAUGUUCGGAAACAGUGUGGAUGUAAUUCACCAAUUGGCUUUAUGGACGAUACUGCAAGUGAACUCUGCGAUCUUAAAAAAUCAGUCAAUUGUGUCCUUCCAGCGUUAGCGAUGUUCAGAAAGUACGGUAACGACUGUGUUUGUCCGGAUCCUUGUGAGUCUGUGGAAUACACCCCGUAUUUGAGUUACGCCUAUUUCCCUUCUGAUGUUUAUGGUGUAGAAGUAGCAGAUCAUUUAGUGAGCCUUGGUGUUGCCAGUUCAAACGAAAAAGCAUUGAGCUACUUGAGAAAGAACAUUAUUGAGCUGGAUAUUUUCUUCCAACAAAUGGAUCACAUCAUCGUGAAGCAAGUCCCUGCCAAGACUCUUCGUGACAUCUACAGUGAGCUUGGUGGCCUACUUGGGGCUUCACUUGGAGCCAGCUUUCUGACAUUUAUCGAGUUGAUGGAUUUUCUUGCAACAAGAUUCUUAAGAAGACUUGAAAAGAAGCGGGGCCAAAUUAUUCGUGUCGCUUCUGUAGGUAAUGAAGGACCUAGCUCGUAAGAUCGUUAGUAGUGAUGUCAGUUAGUAUUGGUACUUGCGCUUUGUAUUGUUGUAUUACGAUGCAAGGCCGUCAACGAACUUAAUGCUUGUUUAGAGUUCACUAUAAUGUUGUUCAAGAUUAGGCAGAUUUCGGCAGAAUUGUAAAUAUUCUUAUUCCUUGUCGGUAUGAACUCAGCCAUGAUUGAUUUGCAGAUGACAAUGUUAUGUUAUUUUGCAGUUUUCGUUAUAUAUGAUAAAGCAGUUCGGUUAUAUAUGCUAAGGAGUUUGGGCACUAAUGAGAUAUUAUGUUGUGUUUGUUCAAUGUAAUCUCCAAAAAAGUAUAAGGGUUAUGUAAAAAGUAUUUUCAAGGUUAUGUCAAUGCUUGGAAAAUCUAUGCGCAUCUAAGUCUGGUUUAAAACCAAAUAGAAUGCGUAACUGUGACGUAGCUAAGGUUUCAAAAGGGGGACCCUUAAGGAAUUUUUGUAACGCAAUGUGGCUAUAAAAGCCAUCAAAACCUGUCGACUAAAUAUCAGAAGCAAAAUAAGCACCGUAUUCAAAUUUAUCAGUUCUCUAAAAGAGCAGUUGCGGGCCUAACCGCUUCCUCCCGGGCCACGCCCUAGGUAUAUAGGUCUUGUUUUGUAAAAUUGUAUAUUUGACCUCGAUGAUUGUCAGUCAAAUGCUGUUUCCUGUUUUGAAAGUCUUGCGUUUAA